Molecule: messenger RNA, 2040 nt
Organism: Penaeus indicus
Lineage: Eukaryota; Metazoa; Arthropoda; Malacostraca; Decapoda; Penaeidae
Product: longitudinals lacking protein-like
Exons: 5
Coding region: 100-1512 (470 amino acids)
Biological process (GO): regulation of transcription by RNA polymerase II
Cellular component (GO): nucleus
Molecular function (GO): protein binding
Source: RefSeq, a predicted model, not a curated record
CCCGCGGGUGCGCAAGGGAGAGGAAGGCAGCGCGUCGUCUCCUUCAUUAACGCCACAAAUGUCAAAUACAACGAGAUAACUAGUCGCCGAAAAGAAAGCAUGGAGGAGUUACUUUCAUUGAAGUGGAACAACCACCGUUCCACUUUCCUCCACAUUUUGGGAGUUCUCAGGGACAAGCAAUCAUACACGGAUGUGACUCUGGCAUGUGAUGGCAAGUUCUACAGUGUGCAUAAGCUGGUGUUGUCAACAUGUAGUGACUAUUUCUGUGCCAUGUUUGAGAAGACUGCUUGUAAAAGCCCUGUUAUAGUGUUAAAAGAUAUUAAAUGUGAGGACCUUGAGGCCUUGCUAGACUAUAUGUACCUUGGUGAAGUGAAUGUAAGGCAAAGUGACCUAGCGUCUUUGAUAAAGGCUGCCGAAAAUUUACGCAUCAAGGGUCUCGCAGUACCUGAUGAUGAACCUUCUAAUAAAGUUCCGGCGACGUCUGCACCAAACAGAGCCGAGCCGGCGAGGAGAGAAGGAGGGAUUGGUAGCCCUCCUGCCAAGCGGAAAAGAAGAGACGAGGGUGAAGACGGCAGGGAAGAUGUAAGACCGCAGGCCAGUGGUGGCUUACAAACCCCCCCUCCUCCUCCGUCUAGACCAAAGAGCCCUAUCGCCCAGCGCCUGAGCCCUUCCCCCCACAGAACCUCUCAGGAAUCCCCUGCAACAGAUGAUCGUGUCAGCCGUCCCCUCUCGUCGCCAGCAGAAAACCCUGCCUCGUCUCAUGUCACGGCACAAUCUUCCGCACACACCACUGCGUCGCAAGCGCAAGCCAGUAGUCAGUUUAGAUCAGAAGAGACUCCCUCCUUUGUCAAAGUGGAAAUGGAGGAAGAAAGUGCCAACGAGAUGCCUGGAGAUUCCUACGACCUCAGCGCGGACGGUUACAAGGAAGAAGGCGACGAUUCCGGAAGUGGAGUGAAUAACGAUUUACCCGAGUUCCUACAAGCAGCAGCCACUGGAGCCUUAGCUGGUAGCACAGCCUCGUACCCUCACCCUUCCUUUGCCGGGCCCUCUGGCUACCAGCCGGGAGACCUGGCGGGCUGGCAGGGUGAUGGAUCGUCCAUAGGCUUCCCUGCACAUCUUAACUUUAGCACCUCAGACAGUUCUAGUCAACAGAAUGCACCCGGGGAUUCGGAGGACGGAGUGGAUCGCUGUGCCCUUUGCGGCAAAGAGUUCACGGGGAAGAACAGGCGAAAUAACCUGGUCCGCCACGUGAAGACCCACACGGGGGAGAAACCAUUCUCGUGUCCCUGUUGCCCCUACCGUGCAUCGCGCAAGGAGCACAUGAUCCGACACUUAAAGAAGGGAUCCUGCGUCUACCACCGAUUUCGAGUCGGGGAGGAGGGGGCCGAGGGGUCCAAAGAGGACGCUGGGGUCAAGGCGGUCGUCGGCAUGUACCUGGCGCAGCUCUCCGCCCAGCCCGGCGCGCAGCCCAGCCGCCCGCCCGAGACCGAGCCGGAUGUUGCUAGUUCAUAAUUCAACAAAAGACUUCUUUCAAUCUUUUUUUUUUAAACUUUUUUAUUUAUUGUAUUGAAUAUCAUACUCCUUUGCUGCUGCUGUGCACGCAAGAAUUUCUUUUACAUAGUCAAGUAAUGUUGAGGCUUCCUACAUAAAGAUGUUCUUAAUUUUUUACAUAUAAGUACUGAUACGCUCUCCCUUUUUAAUUUGGAAAUAUGUAUAGUAUUUUUAAUGUUAAAACAAAAGUGAUUGUCACUGGGAAAUGUCAUGUAAAUAAGCUUAAGUGAUAAGCAUUCCUGAUUGUUGUUCUCCUCUCGCAUUAUGAUAACAUUCCUGAAGAACAAACAGGUGACUUUUUAAUGGAUCUGUAAUGGAGAGGCAAAGGAAUUUUGUAUUUUCCAAAAAUCAUGCUGAUGAUAAAACUAUUUAUGUAAUUGUGAGGUCGUGAUAUAUAUAUAUCAAAACAACCGCUUUAGUUUUUUUCCUUAUAGUAAGCCGUUUGUGUAGCUUUUUUGGGACAAUAAAGAAUUACAUUUGUAUAUCGAC